CGGCGGUGAACAUCAUAUGUCCAACCAACAGUCAGUCGCAACACACUUUACCGAGGAGGGUUUACAAAGCCGUAGGAUUUACGAGCACAACGUGACUAACGGGACGAAUACAGAAUGUUUACAAAGCAUGGAGUUGACAAAUCAUCAGGAAGUUUUUCAACACACGGAUAACCAACUUAUCUCAGGAAGACCUUGUGAAGCUGACGCACUGCAUUCAAGAAACUCUACACUAACGUUCUCUCCACUCAAACGCUAUGAUUCAGUAGGCAACCCUGGUAUGAGAGUCUCUCAGGGAAGGUACUUCUCCCCAAGCAGCUCUGAUGAAACAUCAUCUCCAGGGAGGUACACUUCCCCGAUAAGCCAAGAUUUUACUCCUUCUCCGACAAUCUAUACAUCUCCAAGCUGCCCAGAUGUGACUCCUUCGCCAAGACGAGGUGAUACCUCACUCAGUGAAGUAGAAACCAGCGGCUCUUUCAGUUUCGGCUCACUGUCGCUAGAGAAACCCCUCAGGCAAGAUUGCAAUAACUGCCAUGAAGAGAUCACAAGCAAUGUAUUAAAUUCGAUCCACGCGGGAAGCACACCAUCUCCUUGCCCCUCGUGUGCGUCUUCUUUGAAUGGCAUGGAACUCUGCUCUUUUGAAUCUGAUAGGCAUUACAACGAACUAGGGCCAGAGUCGCCAGUGUCUUUUAAAGUACCCCAUCAGGAUCAAACGGGUGCUGCUGUGUCUACCAUAAAUGGAGAAGUAGUUCAAGAUUUUAAGGGUGUAUCACCACGACAUGAUCAAAUAAAGGUUCAUGAUACCUAUGUUCAGAUAGGGAAAGAAUCAGAUUCAGUGCUGACAAAAACGCCUCCUGUUCAAUGUCUUCCACGAGAACAUCCUCUUGAAGUUGAGAAGAACACUUACCCGGCUUCUUUGAAACCACUGUCCCCUAAUAAUGCAACGGUUCCUCUUUCAUCCGUUCCUGCUUUACUUCCGGCUGAACUUGUGUCUCCCGCGGGCUCGAGCAUAGUGGGACCGCAUGUAUCACCGCCAAUCGAUCCUGGUAGUGGAUCGGAUCCUCCUACAGGCGCUACUGCUUCAUGCACACCAGAGCCUGUUUCUUCUUCAAACUCAAGCACGGUAAGACCCCUCAUGAAACAACAAUUAUUCUCCAACCCUUCCCAUGGGCCUCAUGGGCCCCAUGGGCCACCCCAGCGUAUUCAACCAAUGCCGGUAAGCAUGGCUUCCAGAUUGCAACACCCUGACUUUCCGAGGCACCAGUCGGGUAAUUUGAUGUUUCCAGGAUGGAAUGCUGAUGCUUUUCUUCAACAGCAGCUUCUGGCGUCGAGGCUGCCGUUUGGACCACCAUUUUACGCAGGAAUGCGUGUAAUUCAACCAAAUAGUCCAAUAUCGUUGCCCUUACAGGAGCUCCGAACUUCUCUGGGGCGAUCCAACAGGGGUGCAGCAGGGAGGGGACGAUCAUUUGCACCAAGAUUUCCCAAUGCAAAUCUUGGAAAUAUUAGAACUCGUGGCGAAAUUGAGAAUGGUGAGUUACCUUCAACGACGAUCUUGCAGGAAACCUCUUCCGUGAGGAACACUUCAGACACACCUGAAGAUUAUACUCCCACUUUAUUUCAGAAUCAGAAAACCAAACUUGAAUCAGCAAACAUCGACCCUUUGCCGCUUUUCAAGAGCACACCGUAUUGUAGCCGUAACAAAAUUGACGAGGAAACAUCUUUGACUCAAAGUCCAGGAAGCAGUAAUUCUCCUCCGGACGGAAGCUGCUUUGAUGGUUUGGCAAAAGAGUCGAGAGAAGGGACUGAGUUUCGACGCUUUACACACGUCCGUCAGGAGGCUGACGAUCAAGGAAGAUUCAAUGCUAAGGAUGUGAAGCGAGUUACAUCUUCAAGCGGCACCUUAGAAAGUUUGGAAAACGAGAUGCAAAACUCUGAUGUGAAGAGCUUAUCUCCAAGUAAAAUGACACAGAGUGAACUGCGUCUCAAAGACCAAAAGAAUGAGUUGAAAAGGAUCGUCCGUGAGAAUGAAACAAUGCGUCGGAACAUAGACUGGACGAAAUCCAGAGGAAUGGCGGGUAACAGGGAAGGAGAAAGUCAGCUCAAAGAAGAAAUUAGUGUUAGAGAGCUCUUUUUACAAAAGGAAAAGGAAAUAUUUGUCUUAAGGUACAAUAUUACAAGAAUCACAUCUGUUUAUUUUAUACUCGAGUCUUCUUAA
This is a messenger RNA of Pocillopora verrucosa, 2212 nucleotides long. Lineage: Eukaryota; Metazoa; Cnidaria; Anthozoa; Scleractinia; Pocilloporidae. The record is from RefSeq and is a predicted model, not a curated record.